Molecule: messenger RNA, 1077 nt
Organism: Electrophorus electricus (electric eel)
Lineage: Eukaryota; Metazoa; Chordata; Actinopteri; Gymnotiformes; Gymnotidae
Gene: foxe1
Product: forkhead box E1
Biological process (GO): anatomical structure morphogenesis; cell differentiation; regulation of transcription by RNA polymerase II
Molecular function (GO): DNA-binding transcription factor activity, RNA polymerase II-specific; RNA polymerase II cis-regulatory region sequence-specific DNA binding
Source: RefSeq, a predicted model, not a curated record
AUGCCUGUGGUUAAGGUGGAGAAGGAGUCUCCGUCCGCGACGACCGUUCAGGCGCCGGAGACGAACAUGGCAGACCCGCCGCGAGGCCGUCGUAGGAAGAGACCGCUGCAGAGGGGCAAACCCCCAUACAGCUACAUCGCCCUCAUCUCCAUGGCGAUCGCCAGCUCCCCCGAGCGCAAACUCACCCUGGGCGGCAUUUACAAGUUCAUCACGGAGCGAUUCCCUUUCUACAGGGACAACUCCAAGAAGUGGCAGAACUCCAUCCGCCACAACCUCACCCUGAACGAUUGCUUCGUCAAGAUCCCGAGAGAACCUGGCCGACCUGGGAAGGGCAACUACUGGGCCCUGGACCCCAACGCCGAGGACAUGUUCGAGAGCGGUAGUUUCCUGAGACGUCGCAAGCGCUUCAAGCGCUGCGACUACAGCACCUACUCGUCCUACGUCCAAGACGCGUCCGUCUUCUCGCCGGUCCAGAUCGCCUGCCCUGCCUACGCGGGCCCCGUGUACCCUGGCGUGACGGUGAGCCCGUCGUAUGGGCCACAGCUGUCCUCGCCUUACUGUCCCUCGUCUUCGGCCGGCUUUGGUUCUGCCCAGUCCCGCGUCUUCAGCAUCAACACCCUGAUCGGGCCCCACGGCAGUCUGGGUCCGAGCGCGGAGUUGGCAGGGCCACAGAGCUGCCGCAGUUUCAGUCCUGAGGGAGGCUCCUGCAGGCAGGGGGUGUCGGGGCUCCAGGCACAGCCCUGCGGCAGCCCCACGGUGCUCUCCCGACGCUCCGGAUCCUUGGGCCACGCGGCUUUCGCCUAUCCCAGCCCUGGGACCCACGCGUAUGGCCAAGCCCAGGGAGGAUACCCACAGGGCGGCGGUGCUCAGGGCUACGGCCCCACGGGCCGGCUCGGGGUCGCCAGCUCACCCCCAAUGGCUGGAGAAGCAUUGGGGGACCCGUACGGAAGGGUCUCCCCAGGACAGCUAGGCUCUUUUGCCCAGUACAAUAACAGCUGCCCGACAGGUGCCUCCACAGGAUACCUCAUACACCCCUCUUACUCGUCUGGUAUGGACAGGUUUGUGUCUGCCAUUUGA